AUGGCCAUCUCACACUUUUUCGACAGCAAGAUUGCCUCAUGUGAAGACAUUAUCAAUUACACGUUCCAGUCCAAAAUUCUUUGUGCCCUCAACGCAGCAGCCGAUUUUUCUGCUCACGUAUUCACCAACGGGAUCUUCAAGCUGCCCAGGAACGAUCGUCUGGCAGUGUAUGGUGAUUCUAUUGCCGAUUUCCACCUUUGUGAUCUUUGGUAUGAGCAAGGCCCCGCAAGAUCGAAGGGGCAGUGGUCAGCGAUCCGCAAAGACGUACUCGGAAACGACAACUUGGCCCAUGUCGGAUUCGAACACGGGCUUGACAAAUGCGUGGUGUUGAACGGAGGCACGUACAAAGUUAGUAAGAGUAUGAUGGCAACCGCGGUUGAGGCCAUCCUGGGUGCCGUGCACAAAGAUGGUGGAAAUGAUGGAUUGGUGUUGGUUAUGCGUAGACUGGGCUUGACGCAACAUGCGCAUCUGCCGCAGGUUCUGGAUUAA
Pseudomassariella vexata is the source of this 489-nucleotide messenger RNA. Its product is annotated as ribonuclease III domain-containing protein. The transcript has 2 exons. Gene Ontology annotation, molecular function: ribonuclease III activity. Bases 1 to 489 code for a protein of 162 amino acids. NCBI's taxonomy places the organism in Eukaryota, Fungi, Ascomycota, Sordariomycetes, Amphisphaeriales, Pseudomassariaceae. The record is from RefSeq and is a predicted model, not a curated record. Gene Ontology annotation, biological process: RNA processing.